Messenger RNA from Helobdella robusta, 3122 nucleotides. RefSeq lists its product as hypothetical. Gene Ontology annotation, biological process: positive regulation of kinase activity; cell surface receptor protein tyrosine kinase signaling pathway; protein phosphorylation. NCBI's taxonomy places the organism in Eukaryota, Metazoa, Annelida, Clitellata, Rhynchobdellida, Glossiphoniidae. The coding region runs from base 143 to 2401 and encodes 752 amino acids. The record is from RefSeq and is a predicted model, not a curated record. Gene Ontology annotation, cellular component: signaling receptor complex. Gene Ontology annotation, molecular function: transmembrane receptor protein tyrosine kinase activity; protein binding; ATP binding. The transcript is spliced from 13 exons.
UCUACAUUCAACCUGGUUGUAUAUAACGAAUUUGAUCGGCUCUAGAGAAUAUAAAGUUACUGUGAAAAUUCGGGAUGAGAGUGAUAAAAUAACGUAUGAUGCAUCGUCCGUCUUCAUCUCGUUCUUCACCACUAGUUCUGGCAUGGAAACGCCGUCGACGUUGAUUAAACUGUCUGUGGCGAGCGUUAUAGACGAUGUCGUUCAAUUAGCCUGGGAUAGCGAGGUAGCCUUCAGGUCUUAUCAAGUCGUCUUGAAUGACGAGUUAGGCGUGGAGCGUCAGAGAAUCCUCGUGUCUGAUGUCCUUAAUGCCUCCGUCGCCAAUUUAAACCCCGGUCAAACUUAUUCCUUUAGGGUCCGUGGUUUGAACGGCGAUGAAUGGUCGGAGUACAGCUCCCCUGUUUACGCAAAAAUUCAAGGGCACACGAACACGAGCCAGCAGAGCAUGAGCAUGGGUUUGUUGGGGGGCAUCUUGGGUGGGGUCAUAGGGGGGGUUGUACUUCUCGUCAUCAUCAUCAUCGUCAUCACACUGUUCUACCUUAGAAAAUUGCGAAAGCCAGCAAGUUGUAAUAAUUCAACUAGCGAUUGUGAUAUCCUUAAAUAUGUCAACGCAACCAUGAACAAAACAUUUCCUCAAGUCCAAAACAACACCACAUCCUCUCAAUCCACGUUGAAAUCUGGAGAGAGUUUUCACAUCUACGCAGACCCACUUUCGAUCGACAGCGAGGCCACCAUGCUCUCAUUGAAAUCACUUGAAAUUCACCCAUCCUAUCUCACAGUUGGCAAGCUGCUGAACAAAACAUGGUCCGGUGAACUAUACAGUGGUCUCCUGAGCACCCCUGACAAACGAAUGGACCGUUCCGUCACCAUAGAAACCAUAAAAUCUGACGCAAACUUUAGAGGUCGAAAGGCCGAUGUGAGAGUGGCCGUGGGGGUGCUGAAUCGAUUGAACCAUGCUAACAUCAUUAAGACGGAGGGGUUCUUUAUGGCGCCCCAGACAACAAUCGUCUAUGAAUACAUGGCACACGCCUGUCUCAGGGAUUUCCUCAAGAAAAAGACCUCGCCUAUAGAUCUAACAUUGCAUCGACUGGUGAACAUGUCGCAGGACAUCGUCAGUGGUAUGAGCUACUUGCACGAGAGAGGCAUCAUACACCAGGUUCCGGAAGAUCUGAUAAGAUGGAUGGCACCCGAGGUACUGUGCAAAGAGCGAACCAGUUGCAAAUCAGAUGUGUGGAUGUUCGGUGUUGUCAUCUGGCAGAUGAUGUCCAGAGGUGAAGAUCCCUACUGUGGCUGGAUGGACGAUGAAGUGGACGACUGUCCACCAGCAAUGUACCAGCUGAUGUUGCAAUGUUGGAGACUGGACAAGAACACAAGGCCUGACUUUAACAACAUUAAGCGAGUCAUUGAAACUCUACUUGAACAAAUCUUUUCAGUCGAACCAUCGCGUAAUCAAGUUCUCCAUAACUCUGUUACUGCUCUGAACAACAACUCAAACCUGGGCAUAACAUUUGACAACAGCUUGCAACAGCACACAACAACUUCGAUAGCGAAAAUUCCGAACAACAACAACGUGGGACUACCGCCAGUUGGACCCCAGCAAUGCAACACCGUGGUCAGUGAGUAUCCAUACCUGGCCAUGUACUGGGGCCUCUUGCAGUCAAAGGGGUACACGAACCUUCCCGCCAUCCUUCAGCUGGAAGACCCAGCCCUCCUCACCUCUUGCGGUAUCACCUCACCAUCUCACCAGUUCUUUCUUCUGAAUGAAAUUCAAAAGUUACGACAUCGAGGAGCCGAUAGCGGUCAGGAAGAUUGUGACAGUGUUGACCAUUUUGUUGAGCUACAACAACGUCAAAAACAGCAGCAUCAAACGCACCAGCAGUCGGCCAGGCCAAUCUCCCAACACGCUAAUGGUUAUUUACCGAAUUCAAACAGAAACAGCCAUUCAAAUCACAACAACACGCUUGCAAAUUCUAAAAAACCACCUCAGUCACAACAACAACAACACCACCAACAACAACAACACAACAAAGAUUUUUCAUCAAAACAAAAUCUAUUGCUGUCAACGUCGUCGCAGCUGAAUCUAUCGACCAACCAUCCAAUCAGCAUGAACCAGCUGAUGAACAACGACAACCAUCAACCAAUCAACAUGAGCCAACUAAACCACAGCAACCACAACAACAACAACAACCAAUCGGCUUCCCACACAACAAGUUACCCAAACUUUUGCACAGCUCGCCCAUCGACGACUAGCAGCAACCACAACAGCCACACUGCUCUACACCCCGACAAAGUGAUGACCCAGCGAUUCAAGCUCGGAGUUUCCGCUCUAAAUACCCAAAAAAAUUAUCCGCUACCACAACAAAUUAAUUUAGACGCACCCACCGCUAAUAACUUUUUUGUAUAAUAUUUUAUUCAAUUUUCUCCAUUAUACAUUUAGCAAUCCUAUAUAUUAUAUAUAUAUAAUUAAUUAAUUAUAGCUAAAUUUUAUUACGUAUAAAUAUAUUAUAUAUGUAACAAAAGCCUAUUUGUCAAUAACGCUAGAUAUAUAAUAAACUUUUAUUCAAUUAAAUUCAACGUUAUAUAUGUAUUUGUAUAUUGUUGAAAAAUUGAAAUGUCUCUACUUGUACAUAUUUCCUAUAUUUUCAUAUUGAAUGAUAAAUUGUUGUUACUAAUGGUAAAUAUUUUGAAAUUUUUUUAUGAAGUAUUAUUUAUUAAUUUAUUCAUUUGUUUGUUUAUUUACCUUAUUUUUAUUCGUUUAUUUUCAAAAAAAAAUAAAUAAAAAAAUUUAACAUGAAACAAUAGACGUUAAUAUUUUUAUAUAAGUUGAUUCUUUUCAUUUCACGUAAUUUCUCAUUUGUUACAUUGUAAAUAUGCAUUCGUCAUCUUUUUUUUACUUUUGUUAUUAAUUUUCUGAAUCUAUAUAUCAAUAAAUAUUAUAUGGAGUAAUAAUAUGAUAUAAGUAAUAUAUCUGUGUGUAUGCGCUUUGAAGGGAGUUUGAAAUAUAACUAUUAAAUCAAUUCAGUUUAGGUAUCAAAUUAGUGAAUCUUUCUAUAUAUCCGCAAAAUGAAGAAGCAUUCUAUAUUUUCAAUUAGUAAUUUUUUUCAAAAUAAAAUUUUUUCAACCAA